Messenger RNA from Lepus europaeus (European hare), 1838 nucleotides. RefSeq names its product serine/threonine kinase 25 (gene STK25). Gene Ontology annotation, biological process: protein phosphorylation. The transcript is spliced from 12 exons. The record is from RefSeq and is a predicted model, not a curated record. Bases 158 to 1438 code for a protein of 426 amino acids. Gene Ontology annotation, molecular function: protein kinase activity; ATP binding. Lineage: Eukaryota; Metazoa; Chordata; Mammalia; Lagomorpha; Leporidae.
CUACGCGGGCCAGUCCGGGCGUUCCCGGGCGGACGGAGGCUGCGGGUGGGAGCCUUCGCGGGCGCUGCGGCGCGGGCCGGGGGAGGCCGGGAUGGAGCCCCCCGGAGGGGACUGACGCGAGCGCGCCGGGGUCGCCGACGGCCGGGCGGAGCGGACCAUGGCGCACCUGAGGGGAUUUGCCAGCCAGCACCCCCGCGUGGACCCCGAGGAGCUCUUCACCAAGCUGGACCGCAUCGGCAAGGGCUCGUUCGGGGAGGUGUACAAGGGCAUCGACAACCACACCAAGGAGGUGGUGGCCAUCAAGAUCAUCGACCUGGAGGAGGCGGAGGACGAGAUCGAGGACAUCCAGCAGGAGAUCACCGUGCUCAGCCAGUGCGACAGCCCCUACAUCACCCGCUACUUCGGCUCCUACCUGAAGAGCACCAAGCUGUGGAUUAUCAUGGAGUACCUUGGUGGUGGCUCCGCACUGGACCUGCUGAAGCCCGGCCCCCUGGAAGAGACCUCCAUCGCCACGAUCCUGCGGGAGAUCCUGAAGGGCUUGGACUACCUGCAUUCGGAGCGCAAGAUCCAUCGGGACAUCAAAGCCGCCAACGUGCUGCUGUCUGAGCAGGGCGACGUGAAGCUGGCGGACUUCGGGGUGGCCGGGCAGCUCACGGACACGCAGAUCAAGAGGAACACGUUUGUGGGCACGCCCUUCUGGAUGGCGCCCGAGGUCAUCAAGCAGUCUGCCUAUGACUUCAAGGCUGACAUCUGGUCCUUGGGAAUCACAGCCAUCGAACUUGCCAAGGGGGAGCCCCCGAACUCCGACCUGCACCCCAUGCGAGUCCUGUUCCUGAUCCCCAAGAACAACCCACCCACGCUGGAGGGUGCCCACAGCAAGCCCUUCAAGGAGUUCGUGGAGGCCUGCCUCAACAAGGACCCCCGCUUCCGGCCCACGGCCAAGGAGCUGCUGAAGCACAAGUUCAUCACGCGCUACACCAAGAAGACCUCCUUCCUCACUGAGCUCAUUGACCGCUACAAGCGCUGGAAGUCGGAGGGUCAUGGCGAGGAGUCCAGCUCCGAGGACUCUGACAUUGAUGGAGAGGCCGAGGAUGGAGAGCAGGGCCCCGUCUGGACGUUCCCCCCGACUGUCCGGCCAAGCCCGCACAGCAAGCUGCACAAGGGGACAGCCCUGCACGGCUCACACAAGCCAGCGGAGCCAGUCAAGAGGCAGCCCAGGUCCCAGUGUCUGUCCACGCUCGUCCGGCCCGUGUUUGGAGAGCUCAAAGAGAAGCACACGCAGAGCGGCGGGGGCGUGGGGGCCCUGGAGGAGCUGGAGAACGCCUUCAGCCUGGCGGAGGAGGCCUGCCCUGGCAUCUCGGACAAGCUGGUGGUGCGCCUGGUGGAGCGUGUACAGAGGUUCUCACACAGCAGAAACCACUUGCCCUCCACCCGCUGAGGCUGCUGUUCCCAGGGGGAGACAAGCUGUCGUGCUUCUGUGCACCUGCGAACUAUGCUGACCCAGAAGCCCCCGUGCUGUGUCAUGACUGCAAGGACACAUCAGCCUGCAGGCCCCGCGUGCUGGGUCACGUCCCCUCCUGUCCCCCGACCUGGUGGACUGAGCACCCUCUGGCCCCUGUGGAGUGACGAGAUGCGGCCACCGGGCAGCUCUGCCGUUCCUUAGCAGGGGUGCCGGCCCGGGGGCCCCGUGCUGUCAGAUCAGGUACUGUCUGCCUGAGCUCUCGUGUUGUCAGGACGCUGUGUUUUUUUAAGAAAACUGAACUUUUCUUGUUUCCUUAAAUAGUUUUCGUAGAAUAUUGAGAGGCACUGCCGCUUUCAAUAAAGACCUGACUUGGUGA